Micropterus salmoides (largemouth bass) is the source of this 2918-nucleotide messenger RNA. It is a transcript of the gene lims2, whose product is annotated as LIM and senescent cell antigen-like domains 2. The coding region runs from base 160 to 1353 and encodes 397 amino acids. Lineage: Eukaryota; Metazoa; Chordata; Actinopteri; Centrarchiformes; Centrarchidae. The record is from RefSeq and is a predicted model, not a curated record. Gene Ontology annotation, cellular component: cell-cell junction; focal adhesion; cytoplasm. The transcript has 10 exons. Gene Ontology annotation, biological process: positive regulation of substrate adhesion-dependent cell spreading; cell-cell junction organization; positive regulation of integrin-mediated signaling pathway.
UUACAGCUCCCACUGCUCGCUGGAUUGUCGUUCCCGUUACCGGAAACGUACAUUGACCAAACACAGAGGGUAUCUAUUGUUGAGUGUUUUAGUUUUUGACUUUACUACAGGUGUUAGGUGGACUUUGUUUUUUUUUGUUGUUAAUUCAGACAGUUGUAGAUGAGUAUGGAGGUGAAUGGCCAUGCCCUGCCGCCAUCAAUACCUGAGGACAGAGAAGCCCCGGACCAUGUUUCUCAUGAGGAGAUGAACGGUUACCACCAGAGAUUUCAGGGUGGUGACGGGGGAGAGGCUGAAGUCCCGGUGUCCAAGUCCCAGAGACGGAAAAGCGAUGUCAAAGUCUACAAGGAAUUUUGUGAUUUUUAUGCUCGCUUCAACAUGGCCAAUGCUCUGGCCAAUGCCAUGUGUGAGCGCUGCAAGAGCGGUUUCGCCCCAGCUGAGAAGAUCGUCAACAGUAACGGGGAACUUUACCAUGAGCAGUGCUUCGUGUGCGCCCAGUGUUUCCAACAGUUCCCAGAGGGACUCUUCUAUGAGUUUGAAGGCAGGAAAUACUGUGAACAUGACUUCCAGAUGCUGUUUGCUCCCUGCUGCCACCAGUGUGGUGAGUUCAUCAUUGGCCGUGUGAUCAAGGCCAUGAACAACAGUUGGCAUCCAGACUGUUUCUGCUGUGACCUCUGCGAGGCCGUGCUCGCUGAUGUUGGAUUUGUAAAGAAUGCUGGAAGGCACCUGUGUCGUCCAUGCCACAACAGGGAGAAAGCUCGGGGCCUCGGCAAGUACGUCUGCCAGAAGUGUCACGCCAUUAUUGAGGAGCAGCCUCUGCUGUUCAAGAAUGAUCCUUACCACCCUGAUCACUUCAACUGCAACAACUGCGGUAAGGAGCUGACAGCUGAUGCCAGGGAGCUGAAGGGGGAGCUCUACUGCCUGCCCUGCCACGACAAGAUGGGUGUCCCCAUCUGCGGGGCCUGUAGGAGACCCAUUGAGGGCCGUGUGGUUAACGCUAUGGGCAAGCAGUGGCAUGUGGAGCAUUUUGUGUGUGCUAAGUGUGAGAAACCUUUCCUGGGACACCGUCACUACGAGCGCAAGGGCCUGGCCUACUGUGAAACACACUAUAACCAGCUGUUUGGAGAUGUUUGCUACCACUGCAAUCGUGUUAUCGAAGGAGAUGUGGUGUCUGCCCUCAACAAGGCUUGGUGUGUCAACUGUUUUGCAUGCUCUACCUGCAACACCAAGCUCACCCUCAAGAACAAGUUUGUGGAGUUUGACAUGAAGCCAGUGUGCAAGAAGUGCUACGAGAAAUUCCCUCUGGAGCUGAAGAAGAGGCUGAAGAAGCUGUCUGAAACUGUGGCACGAAAGUAAACGUACAGUGGAGCAGCUGGCGGGAGGGAGAAACAGAUGAGACCGUGAGGUGGCCAUGCAGGUCACAUUUCCAGAAUUGACAAUCCUAUAACUAGCAUUUGUGUGUGAGGAGCAUUUCAUGAGCCUGAAACUGACAGACGGGUAAACAGUUGGUCAGUCAGUCAGAAGGUUUAACAAUAACUUGUUCAGUGCCUUUUGGCUCAAAUACUGCACUGUAUAUCUUUCACGCGCUUGCCUUAUUUCACUAUAUAUACAUAUAUAUAUAUAUAUUAAACCUAAAAACAGAUGACGGUCCUGAAUUUCAAAAUUAUAUGAGCUUUAAGAGAACAGAAACAAGAGAAUAAUAAAAAUUGUGUUACAGGCUGCCAACUCGUCUCAUGAUGCCCAGCCAUGUGUCCUCUGUUUGACUGAUGUUACUCUUGUAUAAUAACGCUGUUAACCCAAAGAAAGUUGAGAGGAAAAUACUGUUUUAUUGAAUAUGUGUAUAAUGUCUCUAAUAUUUCCUGUUUUCCACCAACAUGUAUCAUGUUAUGUAUUAUGAAUGUGUCUUUAAUAUUUUGCUAAAUAAGUUUGUGUUUAGCUCUAUAAAGUUAGAAUUGCAGACGUCAUACUGUACCCUCCUUAGUGCUACAGUAAUGGACUCAACUUCGGCUGCAGUAUGUUGCAGUUAUGUGCUAUGCAUUUUAUGUGUGAAACAUGCUCUAUGCAAACAGAGUUACCAGUUUAUUAGGUUCACUUGUACAAUCUAAUAUAACCCAAUACAACUGCAUUUAAAUGAAUCCUGAGUUUAUAAUAUUCAGCUCAUUUUACAGUAAGGUCAACAGAAUAUUAGAAACACCUCUAAAAGUAAGGAAGUCCACUUCAGCACCAUAACUACAGCUUAAAAAUUACUUUAGAGACGAAGCAACUCCUCUGACACGCUGCUGUCCACAAAUACUGAACAUAAUAAGCUGCACAGUAACAGGAUUUAUUGCAUGGCAGCUGGUAACUGUGUUUGUUACAACAUGAUGGCUUGUGGCAUGUGCAGAGACCGGAUGUGGGAGCAGGGUUAGAUGUUGGAACGUGUGUCUCUGCUGUUUGUAAUCCAGAGAGAGUGAUCCUCUUAGAGAGGGGUACCGACUUCCUCAGGGCUCAGACCCAUUGAAAGCCAACUUUUGUGAAGGAGGAAGAAUAGUUUCACUUAAGCAGUAUUUUAGCGUAGAAGUCUUUUUUUCUUUUUACAUAUUAGCUUAAUAACACAUUCCACUAUUUUAUGGAAAUACAAAGCCUAUGUUACUGUUGUGUCAUGUAGACAUAAAACUAUCCACUGGACUGUUUGUUGUGAAACAGAACUUCAGCUCAGCUAAAAAUAGUUUUAAUUUAUAUCUUACUAGAUGACUCUACACAGACAGACAAUGCUCUUAUACUGUAUUUUAACUUCACGGUUAGCUUCACUUGGCAAGAAGCAACAUUUAUUCAUGUAAACACACCAAAGUGCAUGUUCUAAACUUGAAUGGAAAGUUAUUUUUCAUUAUAUCUAAGAUAAUUUGAUCAACACAUCUGAAUAAACAUAUAUGUCAAUGCUA